AUAAAAUUCUCCUUUUUUCCAAAUUCAGAGGAAGAUGAAGAAAUUUUUGAGGACAAUCCAGAAGAAUAUAUCAGAAGAGACAUUGAGGGUUCAGAUGUGGACACCAGACGUCGUGCAGCCUCUGAUCUUGUACGUGGAUUGUGUAAAUUCCAUGAGCAGCGGGUCAUAGAAAUAUUUUCUCACCAUGUAGUGGCGAUGCUUCAGCAAUAUCAGUUGAACAGUGAGAACAGCUGGAAAGCUAAAGAUGCUGCAAUAUUUCUUGUCACAUCACUGGCAUGCAAGAAACAAACUGCUAAGCAUGGAACAACACAAGCCAGUGAACUUGUUAAUUUACACAGCUUUUUCACUGAGAAUAUUUUGCCAGAACUGCAGAUAAAAGACAUUGAUCUUCAUCCAGUGUUGAAGGCUGAUUCCAUUAAAUAUGUUAUCAUCUUUAGAAACAUGCUUUCCCGUGAAGUAUUAGUAGCUUGUCUGCCAUUACUCGUCAAGCACUUGACAGCCAAGAGCCAUGUUGUGCACAGUUAUUCAGCAAACUGCCUGGAGAAACUCUUUACUCUGAAGAAACCGGGUGGAGGAACUCCAAUCAGCAAGGCAGAGAUACAACCAUUCUUAGAGGAAAUGUUGUCAAAUCUAUUAAACUUGUUACAAGUUCCAGGUUCACAAGAGAAUGAAUAUGUCAUGAAAGCCAUUAUGAGGUCAUUCUCCUUGCUCCAGGAAGCCAUGUUGCCAUAUGUUGGUGUGCUGAUCAGUAGUCUGGCAAAUAAACUUAUGCUUGUCAGCAAGAACCCCAGUAAACCACAGUUUAACCACUAUCUGUUUGAGGCCAUCUGCUGUGCUAUCAGGGCAAUAUGCAAAGCAGAUGCUUCUGCAGUGUUAGGAUUUGAGACAACACUGUUUCCUGUUAUUCAAGAGAUCCUUUCAAAUGAUGUGACAGAGUUCCUGCCGUAUGUUUUCCAAGUUUUAUCUUUGCUACUUGAAAUUAGACAAGAUGAAAUUCCUGAACCUUACAUGAAGUUGUUCCCACUUCUUCUGUCUCCAGUGCUCUGGGAAAGAACUGGAAACAUACCUCCCUUGGUCCGCUUACUUCAAGCUUAUAUUGAGAAGGGAAGCAAAGUCAUCGUUCAGGAAAAGAAAGAGAUGGGUCUGUUAGGUGUAUUUCAAAAGCUGAUUGCCUCAAAGAGCAAUGAUCAUGAAGGAUUUUACCUGAUGGGGAGUAUGGUGGAACACUUUGAAGUGUCUGCGCUGUCAGAACAUAUUAAGUCUGUGUUUGUCCUUCUAUUCCAACGGUUGCAGAGUUCAAAAACUACAAAAUUUGUUAAAGGUUUACUAGUGUUCCUGUGCCUUUAUGCUGGAAAGAAUGGUGGCACUGCUCUGAUGGACACUGUAGACUCCAUUCAACAGGGACUUUUUGGAAAUGUUGUGCAAAAAAUUUUAAUCCCUGAUGUACAGAAGGUAUCUGGGACAACGGAAAAGAGGAUCUGUGCUGUUGGAAUGAUCAAGUUACUUGCAGACUGUCCUAAAUUUUUAGAAACUUACAACAAUCUUUGGGUGCCUUUAUUACAAGCUCUGAUUGGAUUAUUUGAGUUACCUGAAGAUGACUCCAUUCCUGAGGAUGAGCACUUCAUAGAAAUUGAAGACACGCCAGGGUACCAGACAGCCUACUCACAGUUGGCUUUUGCGGGAAAGAAAGAAAGAGAUCCAUUUUUUGGAACAAUUCCUGAUGCCAAAAUCUUCCUUGCCCAGUCCCUACUGAAACUAUCAACAGCACAUCCUGGAACGAUUGACACCAAGAUCAAGUCUGAGCUACAUGAAGAUGCAUUAGGCUUCCUGCAGAAGUAUCUUCAAGAGGCGGGCAUUACUUUGAGAUGAAGAUUAAGCCUAGAAUAAAUCCUAGCCUUGCCUGGCUACAAACAAACUCAGACAAGAGUUUGGUUUGGUGUAUUCAUGUUGGACAAGUGGUUAUUGAUUCAGGCACUUCUUGUCACUGACCUACGUAAUACAUGUAGAACUGACUGAUAGAGAUGUACAACAGGAGGUCCUUUACAUAAAAUUACCCUAGUCAUUAAUCCAUAGUGAUUGUCUUCUUAUAGUCAGCCUUAAACAGUACGAAAAGCUACAGGAACAAAAAGAACAGCUUUGUCCCGUCAGGACAUGAUUUUAUGUAAAAAAAAUUGGUUUUCACUCAGCAGACUAAAAUAGAAAUGUAUGUUCCACUGUAAAGUGUUUGUGAAGUCAGAAGCCAUUUAUGACUAGGUAAGAUUUCAAUCUAUUUUUUGCUGUAAACCACUCAAUGGACCAGUUUAAGGUUGUUUCACUGACUGGACAUGAGAGAUGUAACUAUUAACUGGCAGCAUCACAGCUAAGAUCAUUUCAAUGAAGGACUGAGAUGUUGCAGUACACCCAGUAGUGUACAGUCCUGUGUAUUAUUAAGAAAUUAUAAUUUGAUUCAUAACAAAUACGUUCCCUGGACAUGGAGUUUAAGUAGUGAAUAGAGCUGAUGUAGAUGUUUGUCAUAAUAAAAAGCUGUUAGAUUCAUUACUUCUGUAGUCAUCUUUAAACGCUGUUUUAAAAAACACAUUUAUUUAUGACUAAAUCACACACCCUACUCAUAUCAUUUGCAUAUUUCCAUUUCUCCUGGAUGCUGGACUUGAUCUCUAGCUGUAUGGAAGUUGAGUUUGGAAUAUCAUGAGGGCUUCUAUUUGGGAGAACUCUGAAAACAGUUGCUUGGUACAUGACCUGAUUGAUUAAAACCAGUUCUACAAAUUUUGACGAAUACUGAACAUUCCUAUUUCAUCUUACAGACUUGUUACCUUUGUAUCUAAGGGAUUCACUGAUAUAAUAUUCCUAGAGACUUUGUUACCCAGGAUACAGGAAGUUAAGUUGUCAUUUUAAGAUGAUCUUUCACUACAGACUGAGGACAUUUCUGAAGAGGCCUACAAUACAGGGGAAAAACGCCCUUGCAUAAAACUGUUUAUUUUGUCUUUUAUAUUAAUAUACAAUAUUUACAAAGAAUUUCCACAAAAUAAAAUUAAUAUUACCUCUGUAACAAUAUUGUAACUAUUGUUCUUUACUAUAUAGAUUUUUUAAGUGACAUGUUGAACUACUCACUAAUGUGUCUGUUCCAUACUUUGUGUGUGUGUGUGUGUGUGUGUGUGUGUGUGUAAUGAACUGGAAAUAUCUUUUUUAUACAUAUAACAAUUCUACCUUUUUGGUUGGCUUUGCUUGGCACCUCUUAGAGAGGGGGUGGGGUGGUACACUUAAGAGGCAUUUCAAGCACAUUUGCACAAGCCAUGGUUCAUAUUUUAGCAGGAUGAAGCCCAGCCAAUAUCAAACAAGCUUGAUAUGCUACCAAAGUAUACAGUCAAGAAAGUUGUACCCCAAAUGUGGCCAAAAACCUGGUGAUAACAGGUCAAUGGCUUGAUAUUACAGGAAAUCAGGACAGCAAAUAAGGGUGCCAUUUGGCUAAUUGUGGAUUUAAAUUAAACUGUGGUAAGUGUUUGUUACCUAGAUCCUCAUGAUAUUAGAUAACAUGCACAAGUCAACUCCUUGGAUUCAGAUGUUUCUUUGUUUCUUGCUUGUAAUAAUAAUUUACAUGUAAAUCUUUCUCAAAACUCUACACCUGUGUGGCUGUGACAAAUGGGUCUCAGCAAUAAGGAUCAGACAAGUUAAUUUUUAAGUCAAAUGUUGUGUACGUAUUCCUAUAAGGCUUAACAAACUAUAAUUUUUGGAAAAAAAAAAAAGUUUUCCAUAGAUCACCUACCACUAUUAAAGGACUUUUCUAGUUAGGGUCAUAACCAACUGAGAAAUACAUUCACACAUAAUUUACAUAUUCUAAAACACACCCACAGGUGAAAAUAAACUCAUUAUUUCUACCAUUAUUUCACAGUUGAAGAAACCAUAGAUCAAUCUAGAAAUUAGUUUAGUCUUGAACAAAAUUAACAAACUACACAUUUUACAGAAAGCAAGAGAACUCCUGUAAAGUAAGUCGGAAAGUUACACGAGAGACACUCAUCUGAGAUCAAGCCACAACGUAAAAUUCUUUUAUAGUUCUGAACUUAGUAACUACGAAAAAUGUACUAGGAGUCAAUUAGUUUCCGAUAAGUCUUGUUCUCGUGACUCCUGUCCACUGGCUUCUUUCCCUUGUAUAGUUCACUUGCAUUACAAAAUUUGGCAAUACUAGAGAGAUGAAUAACAAUACCAUGAAGUGAACCGAAUGUUACAGACUUACUAACCCUGCGAGCAGAGUCUCCUUCGAUCUUGAUCGAACGAGACUCUGCUCGCAGCCGGUACAGACUUACUCUAUGUUGACUCUAUUUAUCCAACGUAAUUCGACUCGCAGUGAAGUCGUGAACUCCAUCACGGAUACAAACGCGAAAAGCGAAUAGUUGUAUAACAACGUAAGUAAGAAUAGCUGCUUGGUUUCUUCUACGGAAAAUGUGUCAAAGUUACACGAAAACUGUAAUUCGAUUCCACUGACAGAAUUGAGAUUAAAACGACAGUAACCUCUGAAGUGAAACCACUGUCGAGGUGAAACCACCAUUGCAUUGCCUUCAUUCUGUAGUCUCGUACUGAAGUCUGCUAAAGCAAAGUGAAA
This is a messenger RNA of Orbicella faveolata, 4594 nucleotides long. Its product is annotated as exportin-2-like. Gene Ontology annotation, molecular function: small GTPase binding; nuclear export signal receptor activity. NCBI's taxonomy places the organism in Eukaryota, Metazoa, Cnidaria, Anthozoa, Scleractinia, Merulinidae. Gene Ontology annotation, cellular component: nuclear envelope; cytosol. The record is from RefSeq and is a predicted model, not a curated record. Gene Ontology annotation, biological process: protein export from nucleus; protein import into nucleus.